Messenger RNA from Gordionus sp. m RMFG-2023, 1453 nucleotides. RefSeq names its product general transcription factor IIH subunit 4-like. The transcript is spliced from 13 exons. Lineage: Eukaryota; Metazoa; Nematomorpha; Gordioida; Chordodea; Parachordodidae. Bases 76 to 1332 code for a protein of 418 amino acids. Gene Ontology annotation, cellular component: transcription factor TFIIH core complex; transcription factor TFIIH holo complex. Gene Ontology annotation, molecular function: ATPase activator activity; double-stranded DNA binding. Gene Ontology annotation, biological process: nucleotide-excision repair. The record is from RefSeq and is a predicted model, not a curated record.
GAACAUAUAUAUCAAGAACCAUCAGCUGUUUUAACUAUAUAUCGUGAACUAAAUGCAUUAUCACAAACAUAUAUUAUGAGGUUGUUAUUUGUAAAUCAACCUAUUUCUCAUCCAGUUUUCAAUUCAUGGGUUAAAUCAGAAUCAUUGAAAUUACAUCAAGAUGCUGUGCAAUUAUUAACCUCUUUAAAUAUUCUUAUAUCACCUAUAAACAUAUCUUUUCCAAGUUGGACACUUAAUCAUGUAUUUAAAUCAAGUUUAAGAGAUUUUAUAUUAAAAGGGGCAUUCAUUUUACUUCCAAAAUGUGAUUUGCCACCAGAUAAGCAUGCAAAAACUGUAGAAGCCUUAGAGAAAUAUGCAAAUGAACGAUGGGAGUGCGUUCUACAUUACAUGGUUGGUUCUCAUGUUAAAAAGGACAACGUAAGCAAAGAUACUAGGGAUUUACUUUUAUGCUCUGGUUUAAUGAAAGCCGCUAGCAACGAUUCUCUCGAAGUUUCUAUAUCUAAAGAAGGAUUCCAAUUUUUGCUCCUCGAUACCAACUCUCAAAUUUGGUACUUUUUGUUGUACCACUUUGAAAUGCUUAAGGAUCGCCCGGAUGAAUUAGUGGAAUCCUUGAAAUUUUUGUUGCAACUUAACUUCUCCGUCGUUGGACAAGAUUAUCCUUCUAACAACUUAAGUAUAACUAUAAACAAGUUAUUGCAAAAUCUGCGUGAAUUAGGCAUAGUAUACCAAAGAAAAAGAUCGGAUGGCAGGUUUUAUCCAACAUCUUUGGCCGUGAGCCUAAUUUGCGCGUCUCAGAACAGCAAGGCCUCGAAAUAUACCUCAUCAUCAACAUUUAACAACCACGACAAAAGGUUGGGUCAUAUCAUCGUUGAAACCAAUUUUCGGGUUUAUGCCUAUAGCGAUUCCGAUUUGCAAAUUGAAGUCUUGUCCUUAUUUUGUGAUAUGCAAUAUAGAUUUCCAAAGUUCUGUAUCGGAAUUAUAACACGUGAUAGUAUACGGCAAGCUCUAAAAUUCGGUAUAACGGCCAAUCAAAUCAUUAACUACCUCAAAGUUCAUGCCCAUCCUAUUACCCUCAAAAAUGCUAACCCCGUUCCCAUGACAGUUAGCGACCAAAUAAUGCUCUGGGAGAUGGAAAAAUGUCGUUUAAAAUUUACCGAAGGUGUUUUAUACAACCAAUUCUCUACGAGGUCUGAUUUCGACAUCAUUCAAGCAUGUGCUCAGAAUAUUAAUGUCGUUGAAUGGAGCAGCAGGAACAAGAGGGUGUUGAUAGUUAGUAAAGAUGGGCACGACGAAGUCAAAAAAUUUUGGAAAUCCCACAAAAGUUCUCCUUAAUACUCGUUUAUCGUUUUUAGAAAAUUAUUUGACGGAAUUAUACAAAAUUUUGUUAAAAAAUAUAAAUCUGUUAUAAAUAUUAUUAUAUAAUAAAUAUAGUGUAUAUAAUACACACCACAAU